Molecule: messenger RNA, 939 nt
Organism: Triticum aestivum (bread wheat)
Lineage: Eukaryota; Viridiplantae; Streptophyta; Magnoliopsida; Poales; Poaceae
Exons: 7
Coding region: 14-487 (157 amino acids)
Source: RefSeq, a predicted model, not a curated record
CCUCAAUGCGAGGAUGAUGACGACGCCGAGGAGGACGAGGACCCGAGCUCUAGCCCGACCGGCGUGGUCCCUGCUGCUGCCUGCAGAUAUGCGCCAUAUGGGAGAUCCUUCUCGCCGGACUUCGGGAGGAGGCGCUCCCUUGGCGACGGGGUUGAGAGCUGGCGUGGGUUUUGUCAGACCAUUCGUCCUACCCAGAUGGGAUCCUCGCUCAAUAUCGGCAUUUAUCAUGUAUGCAGCACGCGAGGAUGAUGACGACGCCGAGGAGUAUGAGGACCUGAGCUCGAGCCUGACCUUGAUGGCACACAUCACAUGGUCCCUACUGUCCGCCGGUAAUUACUCCCUCCAGGUUUCGCAGCAUUCUCAGGAGGAGAACUGGUGGGUGUUUUUUGACUUUAACGUUGGGAAAGCAGUUCGGAGGGGCAAGUUCGGGCAUGUUUACUUGGCUAGAGAAAAGAGGAAUGUUGACAGGUUCAAUUUUAUCUCAUGAGAUGAUGCGUGCGUGGUUGCGACUUAAAGGAUGAAUGAUUUGUGAAGCUUACCUACCGGAGAUCCCUUGAUGAUAAUGCUGCCAAGUUAUUCUGCCUUUGUAGCCUUAGGGCCUGGAUUGCAAACUCAAGAUACAGACUGUAAACAGCCUUCUGCUCCUGGGCAAGGACCUUGACGUGGUCCGCAUGAGGUAAUGAAAGUCUUUUGCUUGUUCUUUACCCUGCUAGUUCCUCAUCUGUUGCUUUUGAUUUGACUCUGAGGUUCAGUGCCUUGUUCCGGUAGUUUGACUGCUUGUUCAAACCACCUAAACUUGCUAUGUUGUUGAAUUUUGAAAUUUGGUGCUCUGUUAAUUUAUACCAUUUCUGAUCUGAUCACUUGAGCAAGUAUACUGGCCAAGAGAAAGUUUGGUCAUUUAUAAUCUAAUCCACUAGUACUACUGCUGCUAUUGUAUGA